Messenger RNA from Aspergillus japonicus CBS 114.51, 1053 nucleotides. Its product is annotated as zinc-dependent alcohol dehydrogenase. Bases 1 to 1053 code for a protein of 350 amino acids. The transcript has 9 exons. NCBI's taxonomy places the organism in Eukaryota, Fungi, Ascomycota, Eurotiomycetes, Eurotiales, Aspergillaceae. The record is from RefSeq and is a predicted model, not a curated record. Gene Ontology annotation, molecular function: oxidoreductase activity.
AUGAGCAUCCCGUCAAGCCAAACAGCAGCCCUCAUUCCCCCAACCGGGGCCUCCCCUACCGCGCGCCUCCAAAUCCGACACGAUCACCCCGUGCCAUCGCCAACGGAGGGACAGAUUCUUGUGAAGCUGGAAUACUCGGGGGUUUGCCACUCAGAUGUGCACAGUGUGCGCGGGGAGACGCCCAUGUUAACCGACGUGGCGGGCCAUGAAGGCGUGGGGAAGGUGGUCAAAGUGGGUAGUGGGCUUGACGAGCAAGUCUGGUUAGGAAGGAGAGUAGGGAUACGCUGGCUGUACAGUACCUGCUUGAAAUGCGAGAUAUGCGCCAUCAAUAACACGGCGUGUCCAUACCAAAAGAACGCGGGAGCGAAUAUUCCGGGGACUUUUCAGCAAUACAUUGUCAGUCCUGCAAAUCAUGUCACCAUAAUCCCUCCGAACCUGGAGCCAGACGUCGCUGCGCCCCUUCUAUGUGCUGGGAUUGCCAUGUACUCUUCGAUAAUGAAGACGAAGACUCGACCGGGCGACUGGAUCGUGAUCCCCGGGGCAGGCGGCGGAUUAGGCCAUAUGGGCAUUCAAAUCGCCGUCAAAAAGGGCCUGAAAGUCAUCGCGAUCGAUAGCGGCGAAAAGAAAAAACAGCUCUGCCUCUCCCUCGGAGCCACCAGUUUCCUCGACUACAAGACUGACGACAUCGAGCACAGCGUCAAGGCCUUGACGUCAGGCCUAGGCGCGCACGCCGUGAUCUGCACCGCCAACAGCGAGCAGGCGUACGCCCAAAGUAUGAGCCUGCUUCGUAGGCUGGGGGUCUUGGUGUGCGUGGGUAUUCCGAACGCGCCGUUUCGACUCCCGGCGACCCCAUUUGAUAUGAUUGUUAAAGGGCUCACGAUUGUCGGCAACUCGGCUGGCACGGCGAAGGAAAUGGAUGAAUUGAUGGAGCUGGCUGUAGCGGGAGAUGUGAAGGCGCAUAUUGAGACAUAUGAGUUGGAUGACAUUGAUGAUGUCCUGGCUCGGCUGGGACGCUCGGAAAUCGAUGGGAGAGCUGUUAUGCGGAUUCCUUGA